Danio aesculapii is the source of this 1574-nucleotide messenger RNA. RefSeq names its product cerebellin 12 (gene cbln12). The transcript is spliced from 3 exons. The record is from RefSeq and is a predicted model, not a curated record. NCBI's taxonomy places the organism in Eukaryota, Metazoa, Chordata, Actinopteri, Cypriniformes, Danionidae. Gene Ontology annotation, cellular component: synaptic cleft; glutamatergic synapse. The coding region runs from base 133 to 726 and encodes 197 amino acids. Gene Ontology annotation, molecular function: protein binding.
AUCUCUUGGUGAAAGACAGAGCCAAGGAUUUAAAGAUCACUUUUUUUACAUUUAAUAACAUACAACUUCUCUAUACUCUAUACUUUUGUAAAUAAUUUCAUCCGAGAUUUUGGAAGUUGUGAUAACACGACAAUGCUGCCCGACUGUGGGCUGCCUACGAUACCGCUAGCUCUACUUCUGCUAAUCGGCCCUCCAGUGGUCAGAGGGCAAAAUGACACGGAGCCCAUUGUGCUAGAAGGUAAAUGUCUGGUGGUUUGCGACUCAACCCCGUCUUCAGAACCGGCAGGGAAUGCGCUGGGCAUGUCUGUGCGUUCAGGUACUGGCCGUGUGGCCUUCUCUGCCACUCGCCAGACCAACCACGAGCCCACUGACAUGAGCAACCGCACCAUGAUCAUAUAUUUUGACCAGAUCUUGGUGAAUGUGGGUGGACAUUUUGACCAGGAGAGCAGUAUCUUCCUUGCUCCUAGACGAGGAGUGUACAGCUUCAAUUUCCAUGUGGUGAAGGCAUACAACAGACAAACCAUACAGGUGAGCUUGAUGUUGAACGGAUGGCCGAUGAUCUCAGCCUUUGCUGGAGACCAGGAUGUGACACGAGAAGCUGCCACGAAUGCUGGGCUUGUGAUCAUGGAAAGAGGAGACAAGGCUUACCUCAAGCUAGAAAGGGGAAACCUGAUGGGAGGCUGGAAGUACUCAACUUUUUCAGGUUUCCUGGUCUUCCCCUUAUAAAGGAUGGCCAUAUGGUGAAGGGAAGAGCUGGGAAGUGAGAAGGAUAGAGGGUUGCGUGUUUUUUUUUAAACAGUUGUUGGAGCAGAGAAAAUGCAGAAAAUGAGAAGUUGCAAAUAAUUAUAUGAUAUUAUUUAUAUUUAAAGAUUUAAAUGAUUUAUAAUUAUUUCUGAACAUUACUUGUAAUAUAAAUUAUAUAUAAAUUAUAUUCUACCUGACAUAAGUUUGGAAACAUUAAAUUUUUCAGUGUUUUUUUUUUAAGUCCCCAAGAAAUCAAAACCAACCAUAUGAUUUUGUUUGCUCACAUUGCUAGUUUAUUGGUGAACAAUUCAUCUGUGCAUGUCACUAAGAAAGUAAAAACAGUUUGCCCUUCUAAUCCUUAAUUGAAAUCUGAAAAUGCACUUCCUGUUUGUUAUCAGUUAAAUUGUCAGAUUACGUACAUUUUAGCAAAUGGGCGUGGCUAACAUACUUUACAAUGCUGCUCCAGCUCUCAGUUUUGACAACAAACUGAAAUGUUAAGGAGGAGGUGUCUUGUUAGGUUGUAAUAACUCUCCCCAAACCCUUUUCCUGAUCUUUCUGAAAGAAAUGCCUACUUUACUUUAUCCAUUCAGUUCGCAGUAGAAAAACAAGCCACGCCCACUGUUGUUUCAUUUAAUAUUACGUUUCUCUACGAAUUGCGUAACAAUACAAAGAAAAAAAUAUAGUCGCAACUUCCAGUUCAUGGGGACUGUAAAGUUAAUUCUGUUCAUUGAGGCAUUUAUUUGAUCUGAAAUUAAUAAUAAAAGACAUAUUGGGAACUAUUAUUUGAAUGUAACGAUCUUUCAGAAAUCAGUCUAAUAUGCUAACUUGCU